Pseudophryne corroboree (corroboree frog) is the source of this 984-nucleotide messenger RNA. RefSeq names its product indolethylamine N-methyltransferase-like. The transcript has 6 exons. Bases 1 to 984 code for a protein of 327 amino acids. NCBI's taxonomy places the organism in Eukaryota, Metazoa, Chordata, Amphibia, Anura, Myobatrachidae. Gene Ontology annotation, cellular component: cytosol. The record is from RefSeq and is a predicted model, not a curated record. Gene Ontology annotation, molecular function: N-methyltransferase activity.
AUGUCUACUGAUGAUGUCACCGAUGAAAGAAUGGUGGAGGAUUAUAUGGGUGACACCAUACAAGCAGGCAUGUCAGACAUGGCAUAUGGCUUUGACACUAGAAAGCAUAUGGAAACAUAUUUUUCUAACAAAGAAGAAAUGAUCUUUGCAGAUGAUUCCAUUAAAUUUCCAAUGGAGAGUUUACACCAUGCUUUCAAUGCGGGUUACAUAAAGGGCGACCGUUUGAUUGACAUCAGUAACGGAGCCUUCAUUCAUCAUAUCUAUUCAGCGAGUCGAUAUUUCAAACAGAUCUGCGUGCUGCGGGGUGCUGAGAAAUGCAUCAUGGAGCUGAAUAGAUGGAUUAACAAGUGUACAGGAGAGUUUGAUUGGUCUCACAUAUUUGAAUUUAUUAAAGACCUAGAAGAAAACAGUGACCUGCAUCAGGGCAAAGACAUAACACUGAAGUCAGCAAUUGCAGAAAUCAAGAAAUGUGACUUUGAAAAAGAAAAUCUGAUAGAUCCAGAGGUGCUUCCACCAGCAGACUGUGUGAUCACUGCGUGGCUGCUGGAACUCAUCAGCAAAGACAAAGAUGAAUAUAGAAAGAAUUUCAGGAAAUUUGUUAAGCUACUGAAACCUAAAGGAAACCUGAUAAUACUUGGGCUCCUGAAUACACCUUAUAUGAUGGUCGGGCAGAACAAGUUACAUGUGUUCAAAUAUGAUGAGAACUUUGUCAGACAAGUUCUCACUGAGGAGGGGUUUAUUAUUGAUCACUGGGCAUCCCAGAAAAGAUGUCCAGUGAGUGACCUUAUUGAUACAGAUAACAUUAUCCUUGACCGAGAGGGAAUUAUCCAAGAGGUUCAUCUCUGCAGCAUGAGAAGAGUGGCAGAAAUUAAAUAUUCAGCUGUUCUGGAUUUGAGCAGUGCUGGUAUGCAUACAGAUCUUCUAGAAAGUUUAAAAGUCACUGAGAUUGCACAGUACUGUUUCAUAUUUACAAUGGGAGAGUGA